This is a messenger RNA of Tupaia belangeri chinensis (Chinese tree shrew), 1695 nucleotides long. RefSeq names its product C-type lectin domain containing 14A (gene CLEC14A). NCBI's taxonomy places the organism in Eukaryota, Metazoa, Chordata, Mammalia, Scandentia, Tupaiidae. Gene Ontology annotation, cellular component: extracellular matrix; external side of plasma membrane. Gene Ontology annotation, biological process: cell migration. The coding region runs from base 75 to 1547 and encodes 490 amino acids. The record is from RefSeq and is a predicted model, not a curated record. The transcript has a single exon. Gene Ontology annotation, molecular function: extracellular matrix protein binding; extracellular matrix binding.
CGCCCUAGAGACGGCUCGCUCCUUUGGCGGGACAGACCCAAGUUGGGAGCAGCUGUGGGCGCCUGGCCUUCGAGAUGAGACCCGCUGUGGCCCUGUACCUCCUCUGGCAGGCGCUUUGGCCCGAGCCCGGCAGUGGCGAGCACCCCACCGCCGACCGCGCGGACUGCUCUACCUCGGGGGCCUGCUCCAGCUUGCACCACUCUACCAUCAAGCGGCUGGCUGCGGAGGAGGCCUGUAUUCUGCGUGGCGGGGUGCUCAGCACCGUGCACGGGGGCGCAGAGCUGCGCAUUGUACUAGCGCUCCUGCGGGCAGGCCCCGCGCCCGCCGAAGGCUCCAAAAAGUUUCUGUUCUGGGUCGCGCUGGAGCGCGGGCGUUCCCAUUGCACCCUGGGGAACGAGCCAUUGCGGGGUUUCUCCUGGCUGUCCCCCGACGCCGGCGGGUCCGAAAGCGACACGCUGCAGUGGGUGGAAGAGCCUCAACCCUCCUGCACUGUGAGGAGGUGUGCGGGACUCCAGGCCACUGGGGGCGUCGAGCCUGCAGGCUGGAAGGAGACGCGAUGCCACUUGCGCGCCAAUGGCUACCUAUGCAAAUACCAGUAUGAGGGCCUGUGCCCCGCGCCGCGCCCCGGGGCCGCCUCAAACUUGAGCUACCGCGCGCCCUUCCAGCUGCACAGCGCGGCGAUGGACCUCAGCCCCCCAGGGACCGAGGUGAGUGCGCUUUGCCCUGGGCAGCUCUUCAUCUCAGCCACCUGCGUCGUGGACGAGACCGGCGCGCGCUGGGAAGGGCUCUCCCCCGGGGCGGUGCUCUGUCCUUGCCCCGGGAGGUACCUUCGCGCUGGCAAAUGCGCGGAGCUCCCUAACUGCCUAGAGGACUUGGGAGGCUUUGCCUGCGAAUGCGCUGAGGGCUUCAAGCUGGGGAAGGACGGACGCUCUUGUGUGACUAGUGGGGAAACACAACCUACGCCUGGAGGGACCAAGGCACCCACCAGGCGCCCGCCGGCCACCGCAUCCAACCCAGUGCUGAAGAGAACGCAGUCACCCAGAGUACACCAGAAGUCAUCCAUACCCCAUGAUGCUGGAGAAGGAAGUUCAACAUCUGCUCCCCAGAUUCCUCAGUGGGGGGCGCAGAGCACUUCGUCUACCCUUCAGAUAUCCUCUCAAGCAAAGUCAAAGGCCACCACGGUCCCAUCAGAAAGCGUGAUUCCCAAGUUUGAUUCCACGUCUCCCCCUGCCAUUCCCCAGUCUUUUAACUCCUCUUCCUCCACUGUAGUCUUCAUACUCGUGAGCAUAGCAGUAGUAGUGUUGGUGAUCCUGACCAUGACGGUUUUGGGGCUUUUCAAACUAUGCUUUCACAAGAGCCCUUCCUCCCAACUAAGGAAAGGACCUUUGGCUCCGCAGGGUGUGCAGAGUGAUGCUGAGGCGGCAACUUCGCACUCCAGUCCUGCACAUUGCACCGAAAAUGGGGUGAGGGCCAGGGACUGUGGUCUGCGGGACAGAGCAGAGGAUGCCUCGCUGGCUGGGUCCUCUCUUGGCUCUGACAACACAUAGGGAAAUGGCACAUGGACACUCCUUAUGCGCAGUUUUUUUCUUUCAAUGAAAAUGAAGGGAAGCGAGGAACUUUCCUUGGGAUUUGACGAUUAUUGCAGAAAAUCCCUUUCCUCUGAAUUCCCUCUACUUCGCUGAAACGCUAAGCCCA